Messenger RNA from Parnassius apollo (apollo), 1467 nucleotides. The record is from the annotation of a GenBank genome assembly. Lineage: Eukaryota; Metazoa; Arthropoda; Insecta; Lepidoptera; Papilionidae.
AUGCCACGCUCUCGCUCUCUCUGUCCCGCUUGCUCACCUAUAGAUGACGAGGUUGCCGGAGUGCGAGGCGACUACAAGAAGCGCGCGCCCCUGCACGUUGAGGUAGGCCAGCGCGGUGAUGCGUCCCCACGACCGAUGCCACGCUCUCGCUCUCUCUGUCUCGCUUGCUCACCUAUAAAUGGCGAGGUUGCCGGAGUGCGAGGCGACUACAAGAAGCGCGCGCCCCUGCACGUUGAGGUAGGCCAGCGCGGUGAUGCGUCCCCACGACCGAUGCCACGCUCUCGCUCUCUCUGUCCCGCUUGCUCACCUAUAGACGGCGAGGUUGCCGGAGUACGAGUCGACUGCAAGCAGCGCGCGCUCGUGCGCGUUGAGGUAGGCCAGCGCGGUGAUGCGUCCCCACGACCGAUGCCACGCUCUCGCUCUCUCUGUCCCGCUUGCUCACCUAUAGAUGGCGAGGUUGCCGGAGUGCGAGGCGACUACAAGAAGCGCGCGCUCCUGCACGUUGAGGUAGGCCAGCGAGGUGAUGCGUCCCCACGACCGAUGCCACGCUCUCGCUCUCUCUGUCCCGCUUGCUCACCUAUAGAUGGCGAGGUUGCCGGAGUACGAGGCGACUGCAAGCAGCGCGCGCUCGUGCGCGUUGAGGUAGGCCAGCGCGGUGAUGCGUCCCCACGACCGAUGCCACGCUCUCGCUCUCUCUGUCCCGCUUGCUCACCUAUAGAUGGCGAGGUAGCCGGAGUGCGAGGCGACUGCGAGCAGCGCGCGCUCGUGCGCGUUGAGGUAGGCCAGCGCGGUGAUGCGUCCCCACGACCAACGCCACUCUCUCGCUCUCUCUGUCUCGCUUGCUCACCUGUAGAUGGCGAGGUUGCCGGAGUGCGAGGCGACUGCGAGCAGCGCGCGCUCGUGCGCGUUGAGGUAGGCCAGCGCGGUGAUGCGUCCCCACGACCAACGCCACUCUCUCGCUCUCUCUGUCUCGCUUGCUCACCUGUAGAUGGCGAGGUUGCCGGAGUGCGAGGCGACUGCGAGCAGCGCGCGCUCGUGCGCGUUGAGGUAGGCCAGCGCGGUGAUGCGUCCCCACGACCGAUGCCACGCUCUCGCUCUCUCUGUCCCGCUUGCUCACCUAUAGAUGGCGAGGUUGCCGGAGUGCGAGGCGACUGCAAGCAGCGCGCGCUCGUGCGCGUUGAGGUAGGCCAGCGCGGUGAUGCGUCCCCACGACCGAUGCCACGCUCUCGCUCUGUCUGUCCCGCUUGCUCACCUAUAGAUGGCGAGGUUGCCGGAGUGCGAGGCGACUGCGAGCAGCGCGCGCUCGUGCGCGUUGAGGUAGGCCAACGCGGUGAUGCGUCCCCACGACCGACGCCACGCGCCUGCACAGAUUUUCGCCGCCGUGCCCCAGUCCCAGAUCCUGAAAUUUCACACUUCAAAAUUUAUCCCUCACCAACUCAUUUUUUAUAUCUACCUACAAUAGUAUAG